Microstroma glucosiphilum is the source of this 921-nucleotide messenger RNA. RefSeq lists its product as hypothetical. The record is from RefSeq and is a predicted model, not a curated record. Bases 1 to 921 code for a protein of 306 amino acids. NCBI's taxonomy places the organism in Eukaryota, Fungi, Basidiomycota, Exobasidiomycetes, Microstromatales, Microstromataceae. The transcript has 2 exons.
AUGGCUGUCAAUUACAUGGGAGGGGCAAAUGCCCAGAUCUCUCGCAUUCGCCGGAAACAGGAGACCAAUGCCUUUCCAGUGAGGCCCAGUGACCGUAGAGACCCAGCCAGUUCACAUGCACCGUUGGGCUCUUCUCUCGAUGAAGCACAUUCCAGUAAGACUCCAGUCUCGGUCGUCACACAGAGAUUACACGCUUACAUGGAGCAAAGACAGGACUCCAGAGACCACCAAGGGCAUAAGCCUCUCCGAACACUCGCGCAGCAGCAGUCUUCCAUUGAUCGACAGCAGUCUUUCCUGCCGAACCAUCUUGACCAUGCCAUUGACCUCUCUGAGUACGAGCUGGGCAAGCAACGAAGCCUAGAACAGAUCGAUGCUGUCUUCGAUGACCUCUUCAAGCGCAAGAGUCGGCGGCACAGACAUUCGCAUCGGAGCAAACGUAUACUUUCCUCGCAUGACAUAGCCACUCCUGCGUCCAGCAGGCUAGACACGCAGCCUGAGGAGCAGAAGGUAGAGACAUAUUCGCCCAUCGUAGAUCUACCAGCAAGGCAUGCUGAGCCUGACGUCCCCGUCAUUGAAGAAAGGCAAGAAGCGAUCGCUGCCGAUGUGACUCGCUUCGAGAAGUCGAUGAAGGGACUGUUCAGCAAUCUGAGGCAGCCGAGUACAGACGCUACAGCGUCUAUUUUCGCUACCUCUGCUCUUGCCUCCCCAUCAGACUCCCCUCAGCCGGCAGCAGCCAUUGCAACACCCCCGCGAUUGUACACUCCGGUCGCUCUACCUCUUCCACCACCCGCCUUGAUACGAAGCUCGUCGCAUCUGAACGAUGAAGUUCAGCGAUUGGAAGGCCACUUGAUGAAAGCAAGGAGACUACUGGAGAAAGAUCUGACGAGCACUUGGCCAACAAGAACGGGCUUUAACACAUAG